Molecule: messenger RNA, 1188 nt
Organism: Cephus cinctus (wheat stem sawfly)
Lineage: Eukaryota; Metazoa; Arthropoda; Insecta; Hymenoptera; Cephidae
Product: ribosome biogenesis protein TSR3 homolog
Exons: 4
Coding region: 237-1061 (274 amino acids)
Biological process (GO): maturation of SSU-rRNA
Molecular function (GO): rRNA small subunit aminocarboxypropyltransferase activity
Source: RefSeq, a predicted model, not a curated record
CGCUCUGUUUAUGUCAUUGCGGAUAUUCUUAGGAGUGCAGAAGGCAAGUUUUAAUUACUAGAGCUAGGAUAUUCUUGGUAUUGCUGCACGAUUAUCGACUGAGCUCAAAGACAUUCGAGGCAAUUCGAGCAUAUCAUAACCUUCGCGGGAUCACGUUAGAAAGUUGUGCUUGAUAGGGGUGCCCUAGCUCUUAAGGAUCAUCUGGGAACGUUAAUUAUUGUAAAAACAUCUUGAGAAUGUCGGGGCGCAGUAAAAAAAAUAAAGGUAAGAGUCUCGAGAAGAGAAAACGGCAUGUCGUUGGGAAAGAGGAGAGAUACCGUCAAGAACAAGACAGAUCCGACAAGGAAGAUGCUGAACCAGAAGAGGAGCAAUGGCCUAUUCCAUUUCCAGUAGCUAUGUGGGAUCUGGAACACUGUGAUCCUAAAAAGUGUUCUGGAAGAAAAUUAGCUAGACAUGGUUUAGUCAAGACCCUCAGACUGGGUGCUCGUUUUUCUGGUCUUGUUUUGACCCCAGUCGGUAAAAAGUGUGUAAGUCCUACUGACAGAGAAACUGUUCAGGAUUAUGGCUGUGCUGUUGUCGAUUGUAGUUGGGCAAAAUUAGAUGAUACUCCAUUUGCUAGAAUGCGAUCGCCUCAUCCAAGGCUUUUACCAUUUCUUGUAGCAGCAAAUCCAAUUAAUUAUGGAAAGCCUUGUCAGCUAAGUUGUGUUGAGGCCAUAGCAGCAACGCUCAUCAUAACUGGAUUUGUGGAAGAGGCUAAUUUUUAUCUUGGUAAAUUUUCUUGGGGCCAUGCUUUUACGGAGCUGAAUUCUGAGUUACUGGAAAGUUAUGCUGCUUGCAAGACUAGUGAGGAAGUUAUACAGGCUCAGGAAAAGUUCCUGGCUGAUGCAAGACAAGAAAAAAUUGAUAGACAUGCAAUGCCUGACUAUCCUCCAUCUGAAAGUGAUUCAGAGGAGGAAGAGGAAGAAGAGAAAGAAAAAGAAAGUGAAAAGGAAGAAAUGUCAAGAUUGGCUACAGACAAACCCAACUCCAAAGAAGAAAGUUUGAAAGAUCAGAAUUCAUAAACAGAAUAUUUUUAUAUAAAAUGCAAAAAUUCUAUCUGUUUACUGUAAAUACAUCUCGAAGAUCUAAUAUAAACUAGGAUCAUCCGAAAUACAGUUUAAUAAACUACAAGAUUUUUUCAUAAAGCCA